Penicillium argentinense is the source of this 1656-nucleotide messenger RNA. RefSeq names its product cytochrome P450. Gene Ontology annotation, molecular function: monooxygenase activity; oxidoreductase activity, acting on paired donors, with incorporation or reduction of molecular oxygen; heme binding. Bases 1 to 1656 code for a protein of 551 amino acids. The transcript has 3 exons. Lineage: Eukaryota; Fungi; Ascomycota; Eurotiomycetes; Eurotiales; Aspergillaceae. The record is from RefSeq and is a predicted model, not a curated record.
AUGUCGGGCAAGUUAUUUCAUUUGCUGGGCGAGCCUAACUCGUCCGCUCAGUAUGUCGAGGUGGACUCGAGCUUAGAUUUUGAGAGCCUGCAGCAUCUCGUUGCGGGUCAAUUCGCCAUUGUUGAGCCGAAUGGAAUCGGCUUUCAAUCCUCGGACUCAACACUGACCAGCGUCACCGAGAUCCUGGCCAAUGAGGACCCUAUCGCAAUCAGCAUCGAUGGAAAAGCCGUCCGCGAGAUCCCCGGACCCAAGGGCCUCCCUUUCGUCGGCAACUUCUUCGAGAUCUACCCCGACCACCUGGGCAACCACCAGCGCCUCUUCGACCAGUACGGCCCCAUCUUCCAAACAACCAACAUGGGCCGCACAAUCUACCAUACCAACGACCCCACCCUCUCCGCCAUCGUCUUCUCCGAAUCAGACUUUUUCACGAAGAAGAUCAACGAGGCGCACCCUCUGCACCCGAUCAAGAACCAGGAAGCCGGUGUGUUCCUCGGUGACACCGAUACACCGGAAUGGCGCGCUGCACACAAGUUCCUUCCCCCUGCACUAGGUCCCAAGGCGGUGCGACACUACGCGCCGACGAUGCAGGAGACUGUCGAGGACGCAUUUAAUGUUUUCGACGAGUUGGACGAGCAGGACGAGGCCUGGAACGUCUAUCAGUAUAUGUUGAAGCUGGGUUCGCAGGCUGUUGGAAAGUUGGUUCUUGGAAUUGACUUUAAGCACUUCACUUCCCCGAAUGCCCCGCCCCACGAACUGGUCUAUCGCAUUGCUGAAUCCUUGACAUUGAAUAAGAAGGUUGCGGCGUGGGGUGACUGGUAUGCGAAGAUGCCGUUUGGUGAUCCGGCGAAGCUGCGUAAUGCUCGAUGGCGCAUUAUCGAGAUGGUCAAUGAGUCAAUCGCCAACGCAUCAAGUGGUGGUGUAGAGGAUCUUCCUUUGCAAGACGCUGCCCUGAAGGCAACGAACAUGGUCGAUUACGCCAUCCGCGCCACAGACAACAAAGGCGAAAAACUCCCCAAAACAAGCCUAAUGCAAGCCCUCGUCGUCGCCACCGGCGCCGGCUUCACAACAACCUCCUCCCUCCUCUCCUGGCUCAUCUACUCCCUGGUCACCUACCCGGGAAUGCAAGAACGUCUCCUUCAAGAACUAAUCGACAACGACAUCACCGCGGACACCCUCAUCACAGCCGACAUCACCGACAAACUCACCUUCAUGGACCGCUUCAUCAAAGAGACCCAACGCCGCCACAACCCCUCCUACCAACCCGCACGCACCGCAAAGGUCUCCAUGAUCCUGCCGGGUGGGUACAAGCUACCGGCCGACUCCGUCGUGAUCCCCGCCCUUCACCACAUCCACAACAACCCGAACGUCUGGGACAACCCUGCCCGCUUCGACCCAGACCGCUGGGAGACAGACGAGGUGAAGAAUCGUCACAAGGCAGCUUAUAUUCCCUUCGCCGCAGGACCACGCAUGUGCAUCGGGUUCAACUUUGCCCUGCAGGAGGUGAAGGUUUUCCUGCCAAAGUUGCUGUAUAGGUAUAAGUUUACGCAGGAGGAGAGUGGGACCGUCGAGUAUGACCCGAUGUUCCAGUUGAUCAGGCCGAAUAAUUUGUAUGUGCGGGCCGAGAGACGGGUGAAGUGGCCGCCCAAGUCGGAGUAA